Molecule: messenger RNA, 7806 nt
Organism: Anoplopoma fimbria (sablefish)
Lineage: Eukaryota; Metazoa; Chordata; Actinopteri; Perciformes; Anoplopomatidae
Gene: clasp1a
Product: cytoplasmic linker associated protein 1a
Exons: 39
Coding region: 692-5308 (1538 amino acids)
Biological process (GO): mitotic spindle assembly
Cellular component (GO): cytoplasmic microtubule; microtubule organizing center; mitotic spindle
Molecular function (GO): kinetochore binding; microtubule binding
Source: RefSeq, a predicted model, not a curated record
CUUGUCCUGCAGGCAGCAUUCCGGGUGGAGAGAGAGAGUGAGUGAGAGAAAGAGAAAGGCAGAGGAGGUUUGAGGCCGAAGACAGUGCAUUUAUACCGAAAAACGCGAGUUGAAUGUCCGAACCGGCUGCGGGGUUUAAGCAGGAUAUGGGCUCUCCAGGGCAGAUCCCGGGACAACACAUGGAGCUCUAAGCUAGCCCUCUCCAUCCAACUCCGUUUGCCGCCCUGCUCGCUGCUCGCCAAAACCACCUCCUCUACCCUUGCUGUAGCGGUUUGGCCCAGACUCCUCUCAGAGAAGAAGAGGGGGAAAAAAAACAACCCAAGUGGGAGGGAGUAGUAAACUUUCCCCAGCUGCUGCCCAGACACACACAUGCUGCAUUGCCGCCAUUCCCCAAGCCCUGCUCCAUCCAUCCCUAGGGCACGGCCAAAAUCUCGCUAGCUAGCUAGCACUUGGCACAAAGACGAGGCCUGUCCUGGGGGGUUAAAAAUACAAGCAGACUGUGUGUGCUUGCCUCCUUUCUUUUUUCUCCCUUUUCCAGGGUCACCCAGACAAACACCCAUUAACUGGGGCUCCUUUUGUUUAGCUGUCGUUCUCGCUGGUUUGAGCAGCGGGGGAUUGCUAGCAGCCAGCCAGUCAGUCAUUCAGCCAGGCAGACUGAGGAAGCCAGAGGGGUCUGUUAUCAGAGGCCAGGAUGAUGGAGCCCAGCAUGGAGAGCUGUCUGGUCCAGGUCCUACAGAAGGAUAUGGGCCGCCGGCUGCAGGUGGGGCAGGAGAUCAUUGAUUACAUCUUGGACAAGGAGAAGUCCCACGACCUGGAGCAGGAUCAGACGGCACUGGACAAGAUGGUGGAUGGCAUCGCCAGCUCCUGGGUCAACUGCAGCAACUUCAAGGUGGCUCUGCUCGGCUUGGACCUCUUAUCUGCCUUAGUGACGAGGUUAAAGGAGCGGUUUAGGGCCCACGUGGGAACCGUUCUGCCCAGCCUUAUUGAUCGAUUGGGAGACUCUAAAGACCAAGUGCGAGACCAAGACCAAACAGUGCUGCUCAAGAUCAUGGAACAAGCUGCCAGCCCACAGUAUGUGUGGGACAGGAUGCUGGGGGGCUUCAAGCAUAAGAACAACAGGACCAGAGAAGGAGUGUGCCUUUGCCUCAUAGCCACGCUGAGCACAUACGGAGCUCAAGGCCUGACCCUCAGUAAAAUAGUUCCCCACAUAUGUAACCUCCUGGGGGACCCCACCAGUCAGGUACGUGACGGGGCUAUGAGCUGCUUGGUGGAGAUCUACAGACACGUGGGCGAGAGGGUGAGGAUGGAUCUCUGCAAAAAGGGCCUGCCCCAGUCACGGUUGAAUGUAAUCUUCAGCAAAUUUGAUGAAGUCCAAAGAUCCGGGAACAUGAUGUCAUCCUCCAGUUCGGAUAAGAACUUUGAGGAUGAGGACUCUGUGGAUGGAGGCCGGUCCUCCUCCUCCUCCCUAUCAUCCAAAGCUCCCCCCAGUGGCAGGAGGCCUGUAGCGAGCGUUGUGAGAAGACCCAGCUCAGCCACCUCGACGACCAAGCCCACAAGUAAAGAAGCAGCUGCCGGGGCUGUUGAUGAAGAGGAUUUUAUUAAAACCUUUGAAGACGUGCCCUCAGUCCAGAUCUACUCCAACAGAGAGCUAGAGGACCAGCUGGCCAAGAUCAGAGAAGUGCUGUCUGAUGACAAACACGACUGGGAGCACCGAGUGGUCGCGCUGAAGAAGGUGCGUUCUCUCCUGCUGGCCGGGGCCACUGAGUACGAGGGUUUCCCUCAGCAGCUGCGUCUCCUGGAGGCUCCCCUCAAGCUGUCAGCUAAAGACUUGCGCUCCCAGGUGGUCCGCGAGGCCUGCAUCACUCUGGGACAUUUGUCAUCAAUACUGGGUAACAAGUUUGACCACGGAGCGGAGAGCAUCAUGCCCACCCUGCUGAACCUUGUGCCCAACAGUGCCAAAGUCAUGGCUACGUCCGGAGUGGCCACCAUCCGCCUCAUUCUUAGGCGCACACACUACCCACGUCUCAUCCCCAUCAUCACCAGUAACUGCAUCUCCAAAUCAGUAGCAGUCAGACGACGCUGUUUUGAGUUCUUAGACCUCAUGCUACAAGAGUGGCCCACUAAUACACUGGAAAGACAUGUGGCUGUUCUGACUGAGACCAUCAAGAAAGGCAUACACGAUGCAGACUCUGAGGCCAGAUCCAUUGCAAGAAAGUGCUAUUGGGGUUUCCAUGGUCACUACAGCCGGGAGGCAGAGCAUCUGUUCCAGGCGCUGGAGUCCACCUAUCAGAAGGCCCUCCAGUCUCACCUGAAGGGCUCUGACAGCAUCGUGUCUCUUCCCCAGUCGGACCGCUCCUCCUCGUCCUCCCAGGAGAGUCUGAACCGUCCGAUGUCCGUGAAGAGCGUCAUAGGAGGGAGCAUAACAAGGAGUAAGCUGGUGGGCUCCAGGUUGUCCACCACAUCGGGUUCUCUCCAGCGUUCCCGCAGUGACAUCGAUGUCAACGCCGCCUCCAGCGCCAAGUCACGUCUGUCCACCGUUCCUGCCUCCUCGCCGUUCAGCUCUGUGGCUGCCCUCCCCCCAGGGUCCUACGCCUCGUUAGGUCGCGUUCGUACCAGGAGACAGAGCUCGGGCAGCGUGGGCGGAGCCAGUCCUUCUGUGGUGGACAGUAGGGGGCGGAGCCGAGCCAAAGUUGUCUCUCAGUCCCAGCCCGGCAGCCGCUCCAGCUCCCCAGGCAAGCUGCUCGGCCACAGCAGCUACGGCCGGAUCCCUCGGGCCACGGUGUCCGCCUCCACCACGCCGGCCGACAAGCGCAGCAGGAUCCCCCGCAGCCAGGGAUGUAGCCGCGAGACCAGCCCCAGCCGACUGGGUCUUGCCAGCCUGUGUGGUAAAGCUCUUCCUCCUGCUGCUCUUCCCUACCGCACGCUAGCCCGGAGCCGUAUUCCCCGUCCCAGCAUGAGUCAGGGUUGCAGUCGCGACACCAGUCGCGAGAGCAGCCGCGACACCAGCCCCGCUCGGGGCUUCACUCCUCUGGAUCGAUAUGGUUUAAUUCACCAAGCAAGGAUCUCAGCGUCAGUCAACGCCAUGAGGGUCCUAAACACUGGCACUGAGGUGGAGGCAGCAGUUGCUGAUGCUCUGCUAUUAGGAGACUCCAGGAAUAAGAGGAAGCCGUUGAGGCGGAGGUACGAGUCUCCUGGCAUGUACUCCGACGACGACGCCAACAGCGAUGCGUCCAGUGCCUGCUCGGAACGCUCGUACGGCUCGAGGAACGGAGGCAUCCCCCAUUACCUGAGGCAGACGGAGGACGUGGCGGAGGUCCUGAACCACUGCGCCAGCUCCAACUGGUCGGAGAGGAAGGAGGGCCUGCUGGGCCUGCAAAAUCUCCUCAAGAGCCAAAGAAUAUUGAGCCGAGUGGAGCUGAAGAGACUUUGUGAGAUCUUCACAAGGAUGUUUGCAGAUCCACAUAGCAAGGUAGAGAAGGUGUUCAGCAUGUUCCUGGAGACUCUUGUGGACUUCAUCACAGUACACAGGGAAGACCUGCAGGACUGGCUCUUUGUCCUGCUCACUCAGCUGCUGAAGAAGAUGGGGGCAGAUCUGCUGGGUUCAGUCCAGGCCAAGGUCCAGAAGGCUCUGGAUAUCACAAGAGAGUCCUUCCCAUUUGACCAACAGUUCAACAUCCUGAUGAGGUUCAUCGUGGAUCAGACUCAGACGCCUAAUCUGAAGGUUAAGGUGGCCAUCCUGAAGUACAUCGAGUCCCUGGCUCGGCAGAUGGACCCGACGGACUUCGUCAACUCCAGCGAGACGCGCCUGGCCGUAUCUCGCAUCAUCACCUGGACCACCGAACCCAAAAGUUCUGAUGUCAGGAAGGCGGCCCAGGUGGUGCUGAUCUCGUUGUUUGAGCUCAACACCCCGGAGUUCACCAUGCUGUUGGGAGCUCUCCCCAAAACCUUCCAGGACGGAGCCACCAAACUGCUGCACAACCACCUGAAGAACUCCAGCAACACCAGCAGCGGUGUGGGGUCUCCAAGCAACACCAUUGGCCGGACGCCGACACGCCACACCCCCAGCAGAACCAGCCCUCUCACCUCUCCAACAAACUGUUCCCACGGAGGACUGUCUCCAAGCAUGAUGGAGUACGACACCGAGAACAUGAACUCAGAGGAGAUCUACAGCUCGCUGCGCGGCGUCACAGAGGCCAUCCAGAGCUUCAGCUACCGGAGCCAGGAGGACCUGAAUGAGCCAAUCAGACAGGAGGGCAAGAGGGACGAUGCCGCAGGAAGAGAGGGCGUAGCUUCCUCUCCUGGCUCUGACGCCCGCCUCGGCCUCGACGCGGUGGAAGGGGGCCGCACCGCCUUGGACAACAAGACCUCCCUACUCAACACGCCAUCACCUCGCUCCUUCUCCGGGCCGCGGGGCCGGGAGUUUGCUCCUUAUGGCUACGGAGAAACCAUCUGCACAUACGACAAGAGCGCCCUGAAGGAGGCCGUGUUCGACGACGACGUGGAGCAGUUCAGAGACUGCCGACGUCAGGAAAGUGGUGAAAACAAGAUGACGCUGCCCAACGUCUUUGCUCCCGCAAUCAGUCACGACCACUCGGACCUGGUAGCUGACCUGCUUAAGGAACUGUCCAAUCACAACGAGCGCUCCGAGGAGCGUAAAGGCGCCCUGGUGGAGCUGCUGAAGAUCACACGGGAGGACAGCCUGGCUGUGUGGGAUGAACACUUUAAAACCAUCCUCCUCCUCCUGCUGGAGACGCUGGGUGAUAAAGAUCACACCAUCCGAGCCCUGGCCCUGCGUCUGCUCAAAGAGAUUCUGAGGAACCAGCCGGCCCGCUUCAAAAACUAUGCUGAGCUAACCAUCAUGAAGACCCUGGAGGCUCACAAAGACUCUCAUAAAGAGGUGGUGCGUGCGGCCGAGGAGGCGGCGUCCACCCUGGCCGGCUCCAUCCACCCGGAGCAGUGCAUCAAGGUGCUGUGUCCCAUUGUGCAGACAGCCGACUACCCCAUCAACCUGGCUGCCAUCAAGAUGCAAACCAAAGUCAUUGAACGCAUCGCCAAGGACUCCUUACUGCAGCUGCUGCCUGACAUCAUCCCAGGACUCCUACAGGGCUAUGACAACACAGAGAGCAGCGUUCGCAAGGCCAGCGUGUUCUGUCUGGUGGCUAUCUACUCUGUGAUUGGUGAGGAUCUCAAACCCCACCUGGCACUGCUCACGGGCAGCAAGAUGAAGUUACUGAACCUGUACAUCAAGCGAGCCCAGACGACCAACAGUAAUAGCAGCAGCUCCUCGGACGUCUCCUCUCACAGUUAAAGGAGGGAGGUUUCAUUCAGAAACCCUGUGGAUGGACGACGCUGGAAGAUCUCCGGGGCAAAGCCGGGCUUCUGUCAGAAUUUUCCGUCUCCGAGCUUCCCCUCUUCCUCCAGCUCCUCCUCCAGCUUCCUCCUCCUCCUCCUCCUCCUGCUCCUCCUCCUCCUCCUCCAGCUCCACUGCGCUUCUCUCCCGUUCGGAGGAGAUCCUGUCAGCAACCUAUUUGUCAUGUAGUUCCCCCCCUCCCCCCCACUUUUGCUCUAGGAACUUUUUGAAUGUAACUGUGGUUUGGGUCUGGUGGGGAGGGAAUCAACAUAUUUGGAAUUUUUGGAUGUAGGAAAUGCACUUUCUCCUCCUCGACGGUUCCCACAACCUCAACGCCGCCUUCUGUCUGUGGAAGCCCGUUUCUCCUUGAGCCCUAGCAUUUGGCAGAUUGAGUUCAAACAUGAUGCCGUGAAAUAUUUGUGAUCAGAGUGGAGACGUUUCUGUCGGAUCGACUAGAGUUUGGGAUGAAAUGUCAUUUGGCUGGCCCAGUGAUGGUAAUAAGCCCAUAUGUUGUGGGAUAAUUCUGGUUUGGGGAGCAUGAAAACCAAAUAUUGUAUGAAAAAAAGGAAGAAAUGUGUAGGGGAACAAUGUGACAGCAAAAAAUAUUUUAAGUUCAUAUUUUAAGUUUAUUGAUGAUUAUCGAGGCUCAUAGAAGCAUGUCCAUUGAUUCUAGUUUUGUUUUUUUUAAUGCUAAUUUGUAAUUAAAAGUGGCUCAAUCCAUUGAAUAUCCCUUUUACAAAAACCUUGUUACACUCGACAAGUUGUCAAAACCUUUCAGCUACAGAAUUGACAAUCCUUCAAAUUUAGCGAAGAACUUUAUUUUGAGGUCCAGAAGAUUUAAUCUCUGUUAAACUUCCAAAUUGAAGUGUGUGUGAAUGCUGAUUCCUUAGUCUAAAAACACAAUCGUUUGUGUUGCCUGUAUUUCCUCACAGAACUUUCUGCAUUGAGUUUGGAAACAGUGCUUAUUGUCCAACAGGUUGCUGCUCAGACGAUUGGCUCUGUUUGAAGAGGAAGUCCUUUGUAAAUAGUUGCAGAUGUUUUCCCUGCUUGGAGUCGGGAGGGAGAGACAAGCGAUGGGAGACGGUCUAAAAGACAUUACCAGGCCUUAUUCACUUCAACACAUCAUUCAGUUGACUGGGACCUCGGAGAGUGAGCCGCACGUUCAGCACUGUAACUCUCCGAAAAAUGUGAAUCUGCAGGAAAACGGACCCCGGCAGUGUUCUUGACCUGUGAUGAUGCAAAUACAGUAUUAAGUGUUUCCUCUGGUCCCCUUCAGUUCCCCAUCACGUAACCACAGCUUCUGCAAUAACUGUCCACAAUCCACACAUAAAAAGUGUUUUGUACAUACACACGUUUUGACCACUGCUUCGCAAACUUUUACAUAAUGUUGGUGAAAAAAAAAUGAAAAAAGAAGAGAAGUGAACAGGUCGACUAUGUCACUUUUUUUGCACGUUAGCGAAAUAGCUUGCAUGUAACCUGCAGCACAUGCCAACCUGCUGUUUGAAGGGCCCGAGCUGUUAAAGUGCACUUGUGACAUCAUCAAAGUACUCAGUCUGAUUUCAUGUUUCAGUCGAGGAGGAAUUCACAUCGGCCACACUCUUUUGACCAAAAUGUGUUCAUGUUGGUGUAUUUAAGUAUCCAGAAUCCAUACAUCUGGGAUCGGCUGUGAUUUUUUUUAUUUCCGUGUUACGUUUGAGAUAUCGAGAAGCUUGAAAAUGUUGGAUCUUACACCGAGAUCUCUCUUUAAGUUGAUGGUAGUUUUCCCCGGAGAGAUCAGAGUCCAUGGAUCCCUGACCGGGAAAGGCUUCCCCCAUCAUCAUCCUACAGUUAAUCUACGAUAGGAAGGGAUCACCCUCAUUAUGCCUUUAAAUAUUAAGACAACAUUAAGGAAAUACAAGUAUUCCAGAAGUUCCUUGGGGACAGUGGGGACUGUUUUAGUUGAGUGGUGUUUUCAUUCAGGGAAUCCACUGAGAGUGGGCCAAUGAUGGUUAUUUAAGUAAAUGAAUGUACAGACUUAUUACGUGUUAUGAUUAGCUUUUAAGCGUUGGUACUGAAAAUGAUUUUGGCAACAUGCCGCCCUGUAAUAUGCCUGCCUGCACUCUACCUUAGCAUUCUCUCUCCUGAAUCCCCUCAGCAGCUCCGGAGCAUUGAUCAUCCUAGUAAUAAUGGGGAGGUUCACCAAUCAACAUACUGGCCCAUUCUAUCACACCGCUGGUCCCAGAAACAGACCACAUGGUUCUCUUUGCAAACCGAUCACUAUGCAUGUUCUACAGUACACUGUCUUUCUUUUGUCUCAAGCGGUCAUGUAAUAUUCAUACCUGUAUUUAUAUAUUUUAUUUUAUUUUGUCCUCAUGAUAUACUGUACAGAAAGGUUUUUUUGUUUUUUUUGUUGCUGUUAACUUCCACCUGUGAUAGGUUUGCAGCAAUGUAAAGAAAUUGUUUGCUCUAGAAAUAAA